Molecule: messenger RNA, 938 nt
Organism: Lingula anatina
Lineage: Eukaryota; Metazoa; Brachiopoda; Lingulata; Lingulida; Lingulidae
Biological process (GO): regulation of transcription by RNA polymerase II
Cellular component (GO): nucleus
Molecular function (GO): DNA-binding transcription factor activity, RNA polymerase II-specific; RNA polymerase II cis-regulatory region sequence-specific DNA binding
Source: RefSeq, a predicted model, not a curated record
UUGGUAACCUGUAGACAAAGGACCUUCCACCCCUCAGAAUGGGAGAGUCCAUUUUUCCAGUCAACAUGAUCAAUGCAGCUUGCUGAGAAAAAAACAACGUCAAUGACCUUAAAGAUUUUCUGGUUUCACUUAUUUAGGUAAAAUUCAAAUAUCCAUGUUCAAUAUGAGAAUUUUAUGAUAUCCACCCUCUGGACAAAUGUGUAGUUUUAUUUGAGCAAAGUGUUGUGAGAGAUCUGCAUGAAAGAGCUCACUAAUGUAUACAGCCAGGGCAUUGAGCUAUAAAUAGCACCUGUGAUGCAGACUGAAGAAAAUCAUGGUGGAAAAAAUUUCUGAAGGAUUCCAGAGUCAUUUGAAAGAAAACAGUCAAAGGAACAGAAAAAGUGAUUUUUGAAUCAGAUGUGCUAACAGCCAGAUAUUAAACAGUUGGAAGAGUUUGGCUGUGUCCCAUCAUGGGAGACCUACCAUUUUCCUUGCCACUGCUGCCCCCUAGUCCUGCUUCUGAUUGGUCCGUUCCUCUGCUGCUGGAACCGGGAGAAAAUGAUGACACCCGCAUGUUUUCCAUGGAUGGUCUUGUCAACAGUGAAAGACAGCAAGAAUACACAACUGUAGAUGGCGCCAGUGUUAGGGAUAAUCCCAGUCAAGAGAUGGCAGUGCAGGGUAGCUCACAAGGACACUUCGCCAUAGGAAAUGGUAGUGGACUGCUAGAUGACAGCACCAAAGGCUGCAACAAACCAGUAGAUGGCACUUCUUCUCAAGGAGGGCAACAGAACAGUGGUUACCCUUUUCCAAGUUCACAACAAUGUGUCUCUAGUACUGCAAUGACUGGAGGGGAUAAAACUGAGCUUGAAGACCAGGAGAGCAAUGUAUUUCAUAAGAUGGAGAGCAUUCUCUCAGAACAGGACAGAUAUGAAGAAUCCACUAUGGCAGUACUGGCAGAG